Molecule: messenger RNA, 2426 nt
Organism: Python bivittatus (Burmese python)
Lineage: Eukaryota; Metazoa; Chordata; Lepidosauria; Squamata; Pythonidae
Source: RefSeq, a predicted model, not a curated record
GGUAACUUUUGAAAUACAUAAACAGAACCUUUCUCGGAUGUUCAGGGAAUAUGAAGAGAAAGGAGAUGAAGGCUGCAAUGUUGGUCCAUCAUCCAUUCUUAGAACUGUCUCAGGUGUUAGUAAAGAUGCUGAAGUUACAGAGAAGCUCCAUCAUCUUGAAAUAAAAGAAAUUGAUAUUUCUACAGCUGAUGUUAACAACAGUAGCAUGAAAAACAGGGUUUUGAGAGAUGAAAGUAGAUUAUCUGAUUCUGAAGAACACAGUAAUUCAGAAACAAGGAAAGAAAAAACCAAUAUAGAAAAUGCUCAGAAAACUCCUGAUUUAAAUAAAGCACCUGGUUUAGAUCUUCCUCUACAAGCUCCAGUGACAAAACAGAGUUCAGAAUCUACUGCUGAAAUUACUGGAAUAAACCAUGAGGAAAAAGAAGUAACUGCCACUGAUGCACAAUUACCUUUAGAAAACGUUGCUGAAGAAACACUAGAAAGCCCAGAAAUUUUAGAAAAUGUAACACCAGAAGUAUAUGUGGAAGAGGAUGAAGAUUUUGUUGAUUUAAAAGAGGAGACUAAUCUGGCACUUACAUCAGAAGAAUGUGCUCCAAAACCCAUUGAGGAACAUGCUGCUUCUUCAAAAGGACCUGUUUCAAUAGAUGUACCUAAAAUUGUUGAAGGAUCAGCGGAAACAGAACAGCAGGAUUGCUUGCCAGAAAUCAGUGGUCCUGAAAUAAACAGAGCUCAGUCAAACUCAGACACUGAGAAUAACAUUGAUGACAAAAAUACUAAUCAACCUGAAACCAAGACAAUUGUAGAUAACACGCAACCACAGACUUCAGAAACAUUAAUUGCUUCAGAUAAGAAAAUUGCCAGACUUGAUGUUUCCAGCAUUGCAUCAGAUACUGAAAGAUUAGAAUUAAAACCCCAUGCAAAUCCAGAAGUAAAUCAGCCUCCUGGAACCAUUCCUGAGACAUCUAGGCAAUAUGAUUCAUCGGAUCAAAAUGUAGUAACUGCUGCAGAUGGGCAGAGAAGGGAUUCUAGAUCUACCAUGUUCCGUAUCCCUGAAUUCCGAUGGUCUCAAAUGCAUCAGCGCUUGCUUACAGAUCUGCUCUUUUCAAUAGAAACAGAUGUACAGAUGUGGAGAAGUCAUUCUACCAAGACUGUGAUGGACUUUGUGAAUAGCAGUGAUAAUGUCAUCUUUGUACAUAACACAAUUCAUCUCAUCUCUCAAGUGAUGGAUAAUAUGAUUAUGGCUUGCGGUGGCAUAUUACCUUUGCUUUCGGCUGCUACAUCUGCUACACAUGAACUGGAAAGCAUUGAGCCAACUCAAGGACUGUCAGUGGAAGCUUCCGUAACAUUCCUUCAAAGGUUAAUUAGCCUUGUGGAUGUAUUAAUCUUUGCAAGUUCCCUUGGAUUUACUGAAAUUGAGUCAGAGAAAAAUAUGUCAUCUGGUGGAAUUUUACGACAGUGUCUUCGACUUGUAUGCGCAGUAGCUGUCAGAAAUUGUUUGGAAUGUCAGCAGCAGCAUGUAUUAAUGAAGGCUGGUGGAGAAAAUGUUAAGCAUCAGAAAACAAUACAAAGCCUUAUAGCAGCAGGAAGGACUGGAGCAAAGAGUCCAGUGGAUAUUGUGACUGGAGGGAUUUCUCCAAUAAGAGAUAUUGACAGACUUCUACAGGAUAUGGAUAUUAAUCGGCUCCGUGCAGUGGUAUUCAGAGAUAUAGAGGACAGUAAGCAGGCACAGUUCUUGGCUUUGGCUGUAGUAUAUUUUAUCUCUGUACUCAUGGUAUCAAAAUACAGAGAUAUCUUGGAACCGCAGGAUGAACGGAGACAAGUUCAACCUGCUCAGUCACCCAAAAUAGAUGAGGAAAAACGACCUGAAACUAUUAGCACUUUAAGUCGGGAACCUGCUGAGGAGUCAGAAAGUGUGAUGUCUCCGCAAAGAAGGGAUUCAGGAAUUGAGGAGGAAGCACGUUCUGGAUCAGGACCCAAUUCUGAGGUGGUUAUUGAACCAGAAAAACAGAGUAUAAGUACUGGUCCAGAUGCAAUCAGUGAAAUAUUGUGUACACUUUCUUCAGAAGUUAAUAUAUCUCAAGAAAACAGAAAUGAAGUACAUAGUGAGGUAGACGGUAAAAUUGCAUCUUCUGUGCAAACUGCAAAAAACGUCAAUGUGAAAGACAUCCUAAGAAGUUUGGUCAGUGCUCCUGCAGAUGGGGCCACUGUGGACCCUACUGUUCUUCCACCUGUCUUUCUUGGAGUCCUUGGUGAUGGGGCUGCUGCACAACCAAUACAAUUUCAGUCUUUUGACAGGAGUGUGGUUGUGGCACCAAAGAAGUCAAUGGGUUCAUCUGCAGCUACAAUUAAUGUGCCCACAAAUGCUGUUAGCGUGGUUUCUUCUUCGGAUUCUUCACAAGCUGCAGAUGUAACUGGAGGUUCUCCAA